Morone saxatilis (striped sea-bass) is the source of this 853-nucleotide messenger RNA. RefSeq names its product protein Bouncer-like. The record is from RefSeq and is a predicted model, not a curated record. The transcript has 2 exons. NCBI's taxonomy places the organism in Eukaryota, Metazoa, Chordata, Actinopteri, Moronidae. Bases 94 to 603 code for a protein of 169 amino acids.
UUCUGCUUGGUAAUCAGGGGGUUUGCUGGUGUUUGGAGGUUCCUCAGGUUGACAUAACAUCACUCAUUCAGGGACCUUUUACAGUACAGGAAGAUGGGAUCACCAAGAACAACCAGUUUGGACGUCCAUCUGUUGGGACCACGCUGGUUCCUGACCUCCAUCCUGUUGGCCACAGCUGUGGUCCUCCCUGCUUUGAGCCUAGACAGCCUGCUGUGUUACUACUGUCCUCUGCAGCACAAAGGCAAUUCCUGCCCCAACAUCACAAGCCAGUGUCUGCCUGAUCAGCGCUGUUCCAGCUCCAGAGGUCGCUACGGCUCCAUCCACAUCCUGUCUGCUCAGGGCUGCGUGGACACUGAACUCUGUGGCUCCCAUGAAAGCAUCUCUUAUCGGGGGGUCAAGUACAAUGUCACCCACACCUGCUGCUGCAAAGACAAAUGUAACUUCCAGCCAAAGUCUGACUCCAACAUUAAGAUGCUACUGGGCAUGAUCACAGACAAAACAAAUUUCACUAACAUCACUAAUGUUCUUAGAGAGGAGCCUUGGGAUUCAUGUGCAAAUUACACAACAUUAAGGAGCUCCACGUCACCUACCACUGUAUCAUAGAAGUGCUUGUAGAAGGCUGGGGAGAGGCCUGUUAGCCAUAGGUACUUACCUGAGUCUCCACAAGGUGGCCACACAUUUACAUGUUUUUGAUUAUUAGUAUUUUACAAAAACAUGUAUCAUGAUCAGUGUUUUGCUCCGGAGAGAAAAAGGUGGACUUGUCAGCCAUCCUUCUGGUAUAUAAGAGUAAAUGCAUUAUUUCUGUGGUUACUGAUGAAUUCAGCAAAAUAAAAGCGCCAUGAUUAAGAUCCCA